CAAAACUACCUUUCUACCGGCCGGUCAAUUCAGUCAGUUGGUAGCAAUCAAUCGAGACGGAAGCAUGGCCCCCAAGAACGAGAACCUCGCGGCGCUGGUCUACGGCCCGAACGACCUCCGGCUGGAACCGCGCCCAAUCCCGGAGCCGGCCUUCAACGAAGUCGUGGUCGAGGUCGAUUCCUGCGGCAUCUGCGGCACGGACAUCCACUUCCUCAAGGACGGAGGCUUCGGAGCUCAACGGUUGAUCAAGCCGAUCGUGCUGGGUCAUGAGUCGGCGGGGGUUGUCAGGAAGGUCGGCAGUUCGGUGACCCACCUGAAGAUCGGUGAUCGCGUCGCGAUCGAGCCUGCCGCCGGCUGUAGAACGUGCGAUCUCUGCAAGGUCGGCAAGUACAAUAUCUGCCUGGACGGGAAGCAUUGUACGACGCAGAAGCACGACGGGAAUUGCUCCAACUAUUACGCCCAGUACGCGGACUGCUGCUUCAAGAUGCCUGAUCACAUGACCAUGGAGGAGGGUGCCCUGCUGGAACCGUUGGCAGUGGGCGUGUACGCCGGAAGACGUGCCGACAUCAGGCUUGGUAACAAAGUGAUCAUCUUUGGAGCCGGACCGAUCGGAUUGGUUUGCUUGAUCGCGGCCAAGGCCAUGGGCGCCACACGGACCGUAAUUCUGGACCUAGAACACGCCAAACAUCGUCUGGAGGUGGCCAAGAAGCUGGGCGUGACCGGGGUGAUCGCGAUCGGGAAGAACGACUCCGAAGAUGAUCUUGUCCGAAAGAUCCACCAAAUCCUUGGAGGUCCGGCUGAUCGCGUCCUCGAGUGCACCGGCUCGCAGCCGGGAAUGCGCGUCUCAAUUAAAGCAACCCGCAACGCGGGUCGAAUCUGCCUGGUCGGACUCGGCAACAAGGACGUCCAGCUGCCCAUGGUGGACGCCAUUUCGCGGGAGAUCGACAUCACCACUUGUAUGCGGUACAACCACGACUACCCGGCCGCCAUGGAGAUCGUGGCCAGCGGGUACGUGGACGUGAAGCCGCUCGUCUCGCACCACUUUGAUCUGGCGAACGUGCAUGAAGCGUUCCGCGUGGCCAGCCAGGGCGAGGGCAUCAAGAUUAUGAUUCAUCUCGUGCCCCGGGACACCAACAAUCCGGUCAAGUUUUCCAACUAGGGAGUGUUUCUUUCCUGAUUUGGAUGAAGAAAUGUUAAAAAAAAGUUUGUGAAUAAAAUAAAAUUGUUUUGUGUAAAUAAAUGUUUUCUAAAGUA
This is a messenger RNA of Culex pipiens pallens (northern house mosquito), 1254 nucleotides long. RefSeq names its product sorbitol dehydrogenase-like. Gene Ontology annotation, molecular function: L-iditol 2-dehydrogenase (NAD+) activity; zinc ion binding. The transcript has 2 exons. Lineage: Eukaryota; Metazoa; Arthropoda; Insecta; Diptera; Culicidae. Bases 65 to 1159 code for a protein of 364 amino acids. Gene Ontology annotation, biological process: D-sorbitol catabolic process. The record is from RefSeq and is a predicted model, not a curated record.